This is a messenger RNA of Alligator mississippiensis (American alligator), 4274 nucleotides long. RefSeq names its product sestrin 1 (gene SESN1). Gene Ontology annotation, biological process: positive regulation of macroautophagy; regulation of response to reactive oxygen species; negative regulation of TORC1 signaling. NCBI's taxonomy places the organism in Eukaryota, Metazoa, Chordata, Crocodylia, Alligatoridae. The record is from RefSeq and is a predicted model, not a curated record. The coding region runs from base 46 to 1620 and encodes 524 amino acids. Gene Ontology annotation, cellular component: nucleus. The transcript is spliced from 10 exons. Gene Ontology annotation, molecular function: oxidoreductase activity, acting on peroxide as acceptor; L-leucine binding.
UCUCUCUCUCUCUCUCUCUCUCGCGGGGGUCAGGCGCGGGGUACGAUGGCGGCGGGGCGCUGGGACGGGCUGCGCAGCCGGGAUGUGGCCGCCCGGGCGCUCGCGCUGGAGAGCCUGGGGCAGAGCGUGUUGCGCGAGGCGGCGGCCGCCCGCGCUCCGGCGGAGGAGCCCGCGGCGGCAGCGGCGCCUGAGGGACACGGGCACGGGCUGGCACAGGAGCUGGCGCGGCUGCUGAUGCUGUCCCGGCGCUGCCCCUUCCCCGACGUGCGCCAGCGCUGCGAGGCCAUCCUGGGCGGCGUGCAGGAACUUGGAAUUAGAAUUCCUAGACCAGUGGGACAUGGACCAAGCAGAUUCAUCCCAGAGAAGGAGAUUCUUCAAGUGGGAAAUGAAGACGCCCAGAUGCACACUUUGUUUGCUGAUUCCUUUGCUGCUUUGGGCCGUUUGGACAAUGUUACCUUGGUGAUGGUUUUCCACCCACAGUAUCUAGAAAGUUUUCUAAAAACUCAGCACUAUCUAUUGCAGAUGGAUGGUCCGUUGCCUCUUCAUUACCGACACUACAUUGGAAUAAUGGCUGCAGCAAGGCAUCAGUGCUCUUAUCUUGUUAACCUCCAUGUUAAUGAUUUCCUUCAUGUUGGAGGAGAUCCCAAAUGGCUGAAUGGCCUAGAAAAUGCACCUCAAAAACUGCGGAAUUUAGGAGAAUUGAACAAAAUACUGGCUCAUCGGCCCUGGCUUCUCACCAAAGAACAUAUUGAGCAACUUUUGAAGACGGAAGAGCAUAGCUGGUCCCUGGCAGAGCUCAUCCACGCUGUAGUUCUCCUCACACACUACCAUUCACUUGCUUCUUUCACAUUUGGCUGUGGAAUCAGUCCGGAAAUUCAUUGCGAUGGGGGCCACACCUUCCGGCCCCCUUCAGUCAGUAACUAUUGUAUCUGUGAUAUUGCAAAUGGUAACCAUGGGGCUGAUGAGAUGCAAAUUAGCCCCACUGGAAGCAUCUCAACUGCAGAGUCUCUGUGUGAAGUUGAAGUGCUCAUGGAGAAAAUGAAGCAGUUACAGGAGUGCAGGGAUGAAGAGGAAGCCAGCCAAGAAGAGAUGGCCACACGUUUUGAGAAAGAGAAGAGGGAGAGUAUGUUUGUGUAUUUUUCAGAGGAGGAAGAAUUGGCACCAACUAGAGAUGUCUCUCGCCACUUUGAAGAUACAAGCUAUGGUUAUAAAGACUUCUCCAGACAUGGAAUGCACGUGCCUACCUUCCGUGUUCAGGAUUAUUCCUGGGAGGACCAUGGCUAUUCCUUGGUUAAUCGUCUUUAUCCAGAUGUGGGGCAGCUACUUGACGAGAAGUUUCAUAUUGCAUACAACCUGACUUACCACACAAUGGCUAUGCACAAAGAUGUGGAUACUUCCAUGCUUAGACGUGCAAUCUGGAACUAUAUCCACUGUAUGUUUGGAAUAAGAUAUGAUGAUUAUGACUAUGGUGAGAUUAAUCAGUUGUUGGACCGCAGCUUUAAAGUUUAUAUCAAAACUGUGGUUUGCACUCCUGAAAAGACCACAAAAAGAAUGUAUGAUAGCUUCUGGAGGCAGUUCAAGCAGUCUGAGAAGAUAAACAUGAAGAUAAAUCUCUGCUGACGGAUCUACAAACAAAAUGGAACACGUAAAUGUAGGAUGGGACACAAAAAAAAUGAAGUGGCAAGCAUGAGCAUAUGUACAGGUUAUUCCAUUGUUUGAAUAUCUGCUUAGUCAAUAUUUGCUGGAAUGCCUUUUGUUCAAUGGGUAGAGAAAUAUGGUACACUGGCUCACUGUAGACCUGGGAGUGACCUAGAGAAGGAUUGGUUAGGAAUGGAUUUAGAACAUAAAAGGAACUGUUAAAUCAGAUUGCUAUCCCCAGUUCUGCCAGAGAUUGGAAGACUGGCAUGGCUAAAGAGAUAGAAAAGGCACAGGUAGAGGGCAGAGAAGAGGUGAUUGCCACAAAAUGAGAAAUGGCUGGGUUCAGACAGAGGUUUCUGCAGAAGGAACCAAGAGGAGUGGAUGGAUUUUGGACAUACUCCAUACAGAAAACAGCAGGAUUUAGGGAUAACAUCAGUGUGUGGAGGGGAACCAGAAGGGAGUCAAAGAUAGCAAGCAAAUUGGGCAGAAAUGAUGGUGGCUUUGUUGACAGAAAUGGAGGAUGAUGUUAAAUGAAUCCCUUACUUGAACCAUAUUCCUACUGAUGGCAAUGGAAGUUUAUUAAGAAUAACAGAACUCUGUCUUAUUGGACCAUGAUCUAUUACAAUAUAAUUAUAUUUACAAAUACAAAGCCUUAACUCAAAUACAGCCUGCACAAUUUAUUGACACUGCAGUUUAUCUGAAGGCUUUUCCUGCUGGCCACCUCCCUGCCCUGUUAACUUCAUAUUGAGUAGGUUGCAUGACUUUUUUAGAAGAAACAGCUGGGUCUCCACCAUUGCCUGGAAGGGGCAAUUUGCCCUGGAAGAUUUCAUUGCACAGUAAUGGAGCACUGCAGGAUCCAUCAUUCAUCAACCUUCACAGAAAGCCUCCAUGAUGAAAGAUAGAACCACUAAGACUGUCACUCAAUACAGAAGGGAUUACAUGACAGACAAUGUCUAUACUUUUGCCAUAGAGGAAAGAGAAGAAGUUGGCUUCCCUCUCAUUCCUUUGGCUGUUGCCAGAGUUGAGUUAAAUUUGAUUCAGAAAUUUCUGAAGUGAUAAUCUUUUUUCUCCAAAAUCUAGCCAAGCUACAUCAAACAGCAGCAUUUCUUAAAAUGUUUCCUAGGAGAAGCAACUUGUUGACCAUCUGGCUAAAAGGGCUUUAACUCUCCUACAAACUGCUCAAUUCAACCAGGGAGAUGGCAGUAGGUAAAAAUGGUUGGUUCCUCUAGUAUGGAAAAGAGGUGGAAUUAGCUUCUGAUCAAUAGCUUUUGGGCAUCGUUGGCUCUAGGAUAUUUUCAAUCUGUAUUUCCACCACUCUAUUGUGUUCUAUGGUUCUGCAAAGCCAUCUGCUCAGCAAAUAGACUUGCAGAAUUGAAUUCAUCAUGAAAUCUAAAAUACUGUUACAAACAUGGGAACAAAAGGAUUUUUAAAAGAGUCCUAUCUUAAGAGAUGAAAAUCUGAGGUAGCAUUAUCCUGGCUAGGGACAGACAUUCAAAAAGUCUGAGCCUGAAUUGAUUCAAUAUUUGCAGGUUAGUCUAACCUGCAGAGACUGAACUGAUUUGCAAGUGGAUAGACAUUCACUUUUGAAUCGGGCAAUGCAGGCACAUGUCUGCAGUGGCUCAGGCUAGAAGUUGGGGGGCACCAGAGUGAGCCCUGCCUUCCCUUCCACAGUGCUGAGCUGAGAGGGGAUGUGCCCAGGCCCUGGCAGGAUGCUAUAAUUAGAGAAGGGUUUAGACUCCCACCCAGGGCAGCACAGUCCCCAGCCAGAGAGUGCCUGGAGGGGAAGGCAGCCCUUGCCAGGCUUCCCCCUCCCCAUCUCGCUACUCAAGCCCUACAAAAGAAAAUACGCAUCUCUCUCAUUGGUUUCAAGAUCUUCUUAUCUGCAGGGUUUAUUUACAUUUGCAAGCCACUGACUUCUAGCUCUAAGCAUACACUGUUCUGUCUGCCUUUGUUCCAGUAAAAUCAGAGAGACACACAAAGACAGCUCUCAGCAUUAGCUAGAAUGGGAGGGGGGGCAUGGCCAGAUGCCAGCUUGGGUCCAUUCCGCUGGGGUCCCUGCCAUUGGAGUGUGGCGGGAGGGGGAGAUCCCUGCGUGAGCAGCGAGGGGGGCGGGGCAGAGGAAAGCCAGGCAGAUGUUGCUGUCUCCUGGCUGCAGUCUCCACCUCCUUCUCAGCCAGCUGGAGCUCCAGCUAGGGAGGAGAGGGCCAGGGCCAGCCCUGCUCUCUGGAGCAGACAGCCCAGCCCAGGGCUGGAAAGCAUGCUGCGAUGCUGGGGGACUCUGAUUUCGCUUAAACCAGGAAGGGGUCUGGGACAGAAGUUGCAUAAACCGGUUUGACUCAAAUCAGUUAAGUCUGAUUCAGCCAGGUUUAUCUUAAACCAGUUUUGGCCAUUUUGAAGCUAUUUUAUAUGCACUGAACUUAUGUUCUGUUACUGGUUAAAACCAGUUUCUAAUCACUUAAACCGGUUCAAGUGUAACUUCUGUCCCUAGCUCUAGUGUUAAAGAACUGGCCUUGGUGUCAAAAAUGUUUUGUGCUAUUCUUCUGUCUACCAUUGACUCAGUCUAACCUUCAGCAAAUCACUUUAACUGUUUCAUCUUCCUCAUCUGUAAACAGAAUAAAUACUUCCUUCCCUCAAAA